AUGAUGUUCGCUUCUGUAUUUCUUUGGGUGAAACGCCUGUAUCGUCGACGAUCCCACCAUCAUUGUCUUCCGCUUUCCGAUGCAAAUUAUGUGUUGUCGUUAUCUUCGUUGGUGAUUGAACUUCUUCGAUUCAGUCGGUUAGUGGAGUUGGCCUCCGUCGUUGUCUUCGGCGUGAUAAUGUUCCCUUUAAUAGGGCGUGAUUUUCCGGUAUGUACUCCUCAUAUUACUGUCGGUGUCUUUCCAUCAACUUCCAAGGUUGGUGAUGUCUUUCCGGUGAUAGAGAUUCAUUUAGUCAAUCUUCAAUCCAUCGGUUUUUGUUUGUUAGCGUUACGGCUUAACGGUUAUUACCGAUUUCAAUUCGUGACGCGAAUCCUCAAACAGCCAUGGCCACCACCAGGCUUCUUCUCCAGUGAUCAAUUUUUUUCAGUUGCUAUACUGAGAAAGGGAUGGGCUAUGGCUUCCUUGGCUAAAGAAAACAAAGGAAACUUACAUGAUACUAUAUUUGCUGUAAAAGAAAGACUAAUCAGCACAUUACGGGGCAUUAUGAUAACUCACGAAGACAGCACUAAGACAUCAUUGAUUUCAUUGGGGAGCGAAGAUUCUAAAGCAAUAAGGGCAACGGGAGUGUUUGGGACGGAUUACGAUGUAACAGAUGGAUCGAAUCCAAUGAUCUUUUUAGAGAAAAAAUGGUAUUUCCUCACAAAAUUGAGAGCCACAAAAAAGAUCAACAAAGACCAAGAACGAAGUAGAGUAAAGCUAGCGAAUCAGCCUAUCCUACGAAUGCAUUUGGAAGCAUCGUGUUAUUGCUAA
Eruca vesicaria subsp. sativa (arugula) is the source of this 810-nucleotide messenger RNA. NCBI's taxonomy places the organism in Eukaryota, Viridiplantae, Streptophyta, Magnoliopsida, Brassicales, Brassicaceae. The record is from the annotation of a GenBank genome assembly.